Mya arenaria is the source of this 2528-nucleotide messenger RNA. RefSeq lists its product as uncharacterized. Gene Ontology annotation, molecular function: zinc ion binding. The record is from RefSeq and is a predicted model, not a curated record. The transcript has 5 exons. Bases 51 to 1082 code for a protein of 343 amino acids. NCBI's taxonomy places the organism in Eukaryota, Metazoa, Mollusca, Bivalvia, Myida, Myidae.
AAUAGCAUAGUUACAAUAAACUUCCGCCUUUAAGGCUAAAACGCUAAACAAUGCAUUCUUCGGCUAAUUCUGAUUUUGUGUUUGACUACAACUGUCUUCCAUGUUCCAGGAGCAAGCGUAAUUCGGAAGCGGAAUCUUACUGUGGCGACUGCAAAUCGCAGAUGUGUAAACCUUGUUUGGAAGCACACAAAAGGUUAUAUUCCGGACAUAAGGUUUUCGGACAAAAUCAGCGGAGUACGUGGGGCUUGUGUAAAAAUGAAGAAGAAAUUUGCGGAAAACAUGUACAAAAUAUUCUCGAUAGAAAGAAAUGCACUGGUUGUGAAGUGGAUGACAAAAUCAAAAGGUUACAAGAACAACAUACAAAGGAGAUGUCGGUCCUGGAGUCUCGCAUCAAAUCAUUAACAGACAAGAAACUGUUGCAGCAACGACAGGAAAUAGACGAAAAGUUGAAGCCGUUAACCGGUUCGAGUUAUGCCGGUAUUUGGCUGUGCCUCGGACAAGUAAGCGUUUUAAAAUUUGUCGAGACAUAUACUGAAUUGUACGACAAUCAAUGGACAGAUGCCUAUGAAGCUGUGGAACAGUUCGUUGUAGAUGAAUCAACAAUUACUCAAAUUCUUCUUAAAGCAUUUGAGAAGACUUACACAGCUGCAAUAAGAACAGUUGGUUCUCAAAGGAAAAUGAUCUGCGAGAGCCUUGGACAUCUACAAGUACUUUUAAGACCGUCACAGAGCGUCAACAUUCCAACAGAAACUAUUGCACGGCAAAUCCAAUGCUCUGUAAUGUAUGAUACAGUUCAGGCUAUCACUGAUGCAGUACUAAAAGAGAUAACAAUGGAGAGAUACGGUCUUGAGUUUAAAACGUAUGUGAAAGCAUGUGCAGAGCUUUGUGUUCAGAUGGCCAUAUCGCCCAAACCGCCACACGUGGAGUUUCACCAGUCUCCAAACGGAAUGAGGUUUGAUACGGAAAUAUACAAGUAUUACACUAAACUUGGACCAAAGAUUGAAUUCUUUGUUUGGAAGCCAAUGUAUGUUAAAAAGGAUGGUCCUUUACUGUGCAAGGGUGUUGCACAAGGGAUGAAAUGAAACAAAAGAAGAACAUAUGGGACAUGAUGUUUAGUUAUGUGUUUUUUUAUUUAUAUGGUGCUGGUUACCUUAAGAAGUAUUAUAUUUGUUAUUAUGUCAAUGAAUGGUAUUUGUCUAUGACAGAUACUAGUAAUCUUAGACAAAAUACCAUAAAUGUCACUUUCGGAUUGUGUUGCCGUUAUCAAUUAUAAGGAUAACAGAUUGUAAAUGUAAAAUUACGACUUAUUUGCAAUUUAUUGCUAUUAUUGAGUGAUUAUUCAUUGAUUGUAUGUGUUUUCCGAUGCUUGGAGACAUUUAUCAGUGAUAUUUCAUUUAUUCAUUUCCCGAAAUUUUAGAACGACACCAAGAAUAUAGAAAUUCAAUAACGACACGAAGAAUUUAGAAAAUCCAUAACGACAAAUAACAAGGGCUUAACUCUAUUUAUGACUGUUUUAAAUUUAUAUAACGUCUGUCGAACACAAACAGCUACUUCUGUUGUUUUUUCGGCAAGAAAUUGGUUAAGGUGUUGCGACCUUGUAUUUUUACUUAACAUUUUUACACAGUGGUAGGUGCUGACAUUGUCCAGACGGUGGUAGGGUAGAUGGUUGAAUGGUUACCUGUCGGUAGAGAUGACCCAAUGUGGGAUCAGCUAUGCCUUUGUACGCUACUGUUUCUGAUAAUAACAUAAAUAUCUAGUAGCAUUUAAACUACAUGAUCAAUAAAAUACCCCCUCUAAACAAUACUUUUCAAAGAUUUUUUUCUAUCAAGCUAGAUUAUUAAUAACACUUUUACCAACUGCACAUCAAUAUACCAUGCUUUAAUUAUCAUGUAUAUAAUGCUACACGUUUUUCUAAGUAGUUUCCUUUAAAUUUUUAUUCACUGAUGAUACCAACUGUGUAAACUCUUUUUCUUUUACCGGUUAUGCUUACAAACUAUUUAAAUGCAAUUAAUGUACUUGUUUAUUUAUGUUUUUGAAUUCGUACAAGGUGUGAGUGUUCUUUUUUUAUCUAUAAGUUCAAAUUUUCAUCACUCUUUAUAAUGUUUUGUUUGAUUGCAUAAUUUGAUUGACUUAAUCUGUAGGAAAAACUUCGCGUGUUUGGACUUUCGAGACAGCUGGUUUUCUCUUACACAAACCAAUAAAGGCAAAUCAAUCUAUAGUUAAUUUUACACAUAAAUGUGUAUUAGUGUGUAUAACAUUUUGUAGCUGUUUUCCAUAACUUAUUGAUAUUAUCACUGUUUUCAAUGCUAUAAUCCAACUUUUGUAAUUGAAUGCAUUUAUAAAAUAAGCAAUGGCUUUUGUAAAUACUUAUUCUAAUAUUUGUUACUAUAUGCUUUUAUUUCCAGGUCACAAGCUCUUUGCUUUGUUUUGACAUGUUUGUAGUUAUUCAUGUCGGAAAAAAGUACAUUGAGCUAAUGUUUCUUGUUAACAUAUACCCGACUUUGAAUAAAGAUUCUUGUUUCUUGUUA